This is a messenger RNA of Trichoplax adhaerens, 2427 nucleotides long. RefSeq lists its product as uncharacterized. Bases 1 to 2427 code for a protein of 808 amino acids. The transcript is spliced from 26 exons. The record is from RefSeq and is a predicted model, not a curated record. Gene Ontology annotation, cellular component: Noc4p-Nop14p complex; nucleolus; small-subunit processome. Lineage: Eukaryota; Metazoa; Placozoa; Uniplacotomia; Trichoplacea; Trichoplacidae. Gene Ontology annotation, biological process: maturation of SSU-rRNA.
AUGAAGAAAAAGACUGCCGAUAGAAAGCGAUUUUCACGCCAAUUAAAGGAUUGUCCCAUCGAUCGUCCUUUCGAGGUUAAAAAAACUAAAAAUAAACGUCAUAUCCUUGGUACUAAGACUAAAAAUGGCCGAUUUGCUGGUUAUACUAACUCCAAACUGGCUUUAAAGCGUAAAGACAGACUCAAUACUAUGAUUGAACAACGAACCAAGCGUAAUAAAAUUGUCGAUCAUAGACUGGGUGAAUACGAUCAAUCAUUAUCAGCUGAAGAUAAAAUGAUACAAAGAUUUGCUGUAGAGAAAAAGAAACAUCAUGAGAAAGCAGAAGCUUACCAAUUAGAAGAUUAUCAAUUAACUCAUCUUGGACAGUCAUUAGCUGAAGUUGAAAACUUUCAAGAAGAUGAAAAAUUUAGCUCAGACGAAGACAACGAUAAUGCUCAAGAUGAUAGCGAUUUAUAUUUUGGCGGAUUCCUAAAGAAAAAAUCGGAAAGCCAAAGUGAAAGCACUAAUCAAUACGAAAGAAAACGUGAGAAGGAGAGAACUGAAAAUAUGAUGCUUAAUAUUGAUGAGGAAUGGAAAGAAAUGAUGCCUGUAUUAAUUCAAUCGUCCAUUAACGCCGCAAAUACUACCCGUCAAGAAAAUAAGGUGGAUUCCUAUGAUAAAUCGGUCAGGGAGCUCGCUUUCGAUUUAAAAGCAAAGGCUACAAGUAGAUUAAAAUCUGAAGAGGAAUUAAUCAAGGAAGAAAAAGAAAAAUUGGAGCAAUUAGAGGCAGAUAGACUGAGACGAAUGAAGGGCUUACCCGAUACUUCUGAAAAACGGCCCAAACAUUUAUCUGCUGAUGCGAUGGAAACAAAUAUUGAAGAAAUACGAGAUAAACGAAUUGCAUUACGUUACAUGGAUGGUAAAGCGGUCAUCCCAGAAGGAUACACCGAAGAGGAAUUACUGCCUCGAUCGAAAGCGACAACAGUUGAUGAUAACGAAUUAAGUGAUCAGGAAGACGUAUCAGACGACGACAAUGAUCAAAACAGCGAUGAAGCAGAAUCCGCGGAAGAAGAAGGUUCAGAGGAAGAAGAAGAAGAUUUAGAGGAAGAAGAAGAAAUUUCAGAGGAAGAUAGUGACAGUCUAGAGGAUUUAAAUUCUGACGAGGAUGUAAAUAGUCCACAAGAAUCUGAAAAUGAAGAUUCUGCAGAGGAAAUGAAUAAACAAGAAGAAAAAAAUACAGUUAGCCUUGAAAUGAAAGCUGCUGCAGAAGAGUUACCAUAUCAAUUCAAAGCACCAGCAUCGUACAACGAAUUUAAAUCUUUAGUCACAAAAAGAUCCUUACAAGAUCAGCUUACCAUUAUUGACAGACUUCGAACCCAUUAUCACAUCUCAUUAGAUAGUAAAAACAGGGGUAAAUUGGAGGUCCUCUUAGAUUGUUUACUACAUCAUUUAGAGAACAUAACUCAAGAAUUCACCGAACAAAUGUUAAAUUCAAAUGUACUAGACGGACUAAUUAAGCAUAUUUUUAGUUUAGCUCAAGUAUCUCCACAGUAUACAGCAAAUUGUUGCUUGCUAUUUUUAAAUAAGUACGUCAACGAAACUAAAAAAAAAGGUAAAGCUGCAUUUCCAGGAAUUCAUCAGCUAAUUUUUUUCCGAGUCAUGGCAAUUAUUUUUCCCACUACCGACUAUCAUCACUGCAUUUCGACACCAACCAUGCUUUAUAUGGGGAAACUUUUAAUUGAGUCCAAUGUAGAAAGUCUUACAGAUAUAACGAAAGGACUAUUCAUUUGUAACAACAUACUAGACUACGUUUCUAAAUCCAAACGAUUCGUACCCGAAGUUGUAAUAUUUUUGACGGAUAUUAUCUCUGCUUUCUCAACAUUCAAAGAUCGAAAAUAUGAAAAUCUACUUCAUAUCGAAAAUUUGGAAAGGCUGUCUCUAUUGGCUUUAGCCAUUGAUUUGCUCGAUCAAUUCGCGAAACUAUAUGCUAAUGCGGUGGCAUUUCCGGAAAUUUAUCAUCGUACUUCUGAAAUUCUGAAUUGCAUCGAUAUUGAAGGUUAUCCAGCAGAAAUUAAGGCUAAUUAUGAAUCGAUACAAAUGAAAAUUAGUAGCAGUAUAUCAGAACCAAGAAAUUAUCUUAUAUUACAAAAGCGUAAACCUCAGCCGCUAAAACUACUCGAACCAAGGUUUGAAGAUCGUACGCAAACAAAUUCUGAGCGAAGCUACGGAAACAAGAAACACUUAGAAAAAAUGAAAGACAGACGCCAAAAUAAGCGAGAUCAAAAGAGACUUACACGAGAACUAAGAAGAGACAGUCGUUAUGUGGCUAUGAAACAGCGCGAAGAUCGGCGAAUGAGAGAUACCGAGAGAAAGCGUAAAGUGAAGGAAAUUGAACAUCUACUCUCAAAUCAGCAAGCAGAGAUGAAAGCCUAUAAGAAAAGGAAAUAA